AGGAAGAGCCUCCCUCCUCUCUGUCGUGAACACAGAUGCCUUAUUCUUGGAAGCGACCCAUGCUCCUGUCUGUUCAUGAGGACCCCAUGCCCACCACAGCCUCUUUUGGCAUUGAAAUGUUCAAUGUCACCACACACGUCCUCGGGUCUGCUCUUAACAGGACCCUUUCGGAGGAUGAUGACUGCCCAGACACCGAGUGGUGGAGCUGGCUCAACGCCACCCAGGCCCCCUUCCUCUGGGUCCUCUUCCUGCUGGCUGUGCUGGAGAACACAUUUGUCCUCAGUGUAUUCUGCCUGCAUAAAAACAGCUGCACCGUAGCAGAGAUCUAUCUGGGCAAUCUGGCAGCCACGGACCUCAUCCUAGCCUGUGGAUUGCCCUUUUGGGCCAUCACCAUCGCCAAUAACUUCGACUGGCUGUUUGGAGAGGUGCUGUGUCGUGUGGUGAACACCAUGAUCUACAUGAACCUCUACAACAGCAUCUGCUUCCUGAUGCUUGUGAGUAUCGACCGCUACCUGGCACUGGUGAAGACCAUGUCCAUGGGCCGGAUGCGCGGAGUGCGCUGGGCCAAGAUCUACAGCCUGGUGAUCUGGGGCUGUACGUUGCUUCUGAGUUCACCCAUGCUGGUGUUCAGGACCAUGAGGGACUACCGUGAAGAGGGCUACAACGUCACCGCCUGCGUCAUCGUCUACCCGUCCCGCACCUGGGAGGUGUUCACCAAUGUGCUGCUGAACCUGGUGGGUUUCCUCCUGCCCCUGGGCGUCAUCAGCUUCUGCACCGUGCGGAUCCUGCAGGUGCUGAGGAACAAUGAGAUGAAGAAGUUCAAGGAGAUCCAGACAGAGAGGAAGGCCACUGUGCUGGUGCUGGUUGUCCUGGGCCUUUUCGUGCUGUGCUGGGUGCCUUUCCAGAUCAGUACCUUCCUGGACACGCUACUCCGUCUCGGCGUGCUGUCCGGAUGCUGGGAUGUGCACGCUGUGGAUGUCAUUACACAGAUCAGUUCCUACGUAGCCUACAGCAACAGCUGCCUCAACCCUUUGGUGUAUGUGAUCGUGGGCAAGCGUUUCCGCAAGAAGUCCCGAGAGGUGUACCAGGCACUGUUCAGGAAGGGAGGCUGUAUGGGAGAACCCAUCCAGGUGGAGAACUCCCUGGGGACUCUGAGGACAUCCAUCUCCGUGGAACGCCAGAUCCACAAGCUGCAGGAUUGGGCAGGAAACAGACAGUGAACAGAAGCCACCCGGCAGGACUCCUGCCAAGAUGUGUAAAGACUGGUGGAACCUGGGCUACUCAGCCUGGGUUCAGGAAGGAGCUCGAAGCAU
Phodopus roborovskii (desert hamster) is the source of this 1313-nucleotide messenger RNA. RefSeq names its product bradykinin receptor B2 (gene Bdkrb2). Gene Ontology annotation, biological process: smooth muscle contraction; vasoconstriction; neutrophil chemotaxis. NCBI's taxonomy places the organism in Eukaryota, Metazoa, Chordata, Mammalia, Rodentia, Cricetidae. The record is from RefSeq and is a predicted model, not a curated record. The transcript is spliced from 2 exons. Gene Ontology annotation, molecular function: bradykinin receptor activity. Gene Ontology annotation, cellular component: membrane. Bases 36 to 1220 code for a protein of 394 amino acids.